Miniopterus natalensis is the source of this 1633-nucleotide messenger RNA. RefSeq names its product formyl peptide receptor 2 (gene FPR2). Gene Ontology annotation, cellular component: plasma membrane. Gene Ontology annotation, molecular function: complement receptor activity; N-formyl peptide receptor activity. NCBI's taxonomy places the organism in Eukaryota, Metazoa, Chordata, Mammalia, Chiroptera, Miniopteridae. The record is from RefSeq and is a predicted model, not a curated record. Gene Ontology annotation, biological process: positive regulation of cytosolic calcium ion concentration; complement receptor mediated signaling pathway; inflammatory response.
UAAACAUCCUACACUGUACAAGACAAAGAAUUAUCCAGCCCGAAAUGUAGCGUUGCCAAGGUUGAGAAACACUGCACCACGUUAAGCAAUAACUCAUAGAAACUCGGUGGAAGUGAUGAGGGAAGGCAAGAACAAAAGAAGAGGGAAGGGGUGAGGCAAAUUGUCGUACUAGGGCACGGUCAUCUCCAGGUAAUCUUGGGGGGAGGAACCCUUAAAAGGCAGUAUUUACAGUGGCAAAGGCAGUGGCUCUGGAAUCGGUUCAAUCCGGUUUUCAGAGCUUGCUGUCUACACUGACUGGCUGGGCUCAUGAUGAACAGACUGCUGAAACCCAUGGGCAUGACUUCCCCCUGGUAAAAGAGGGAUCGUAAUGGAUGUCUCGUAAUAUUAUUACAAGUACUAAAUGUACAUAGGUGCUCACUGUCCUUUCCCAAAGGAACAGCCAAGAGUCUGCCACAGUUACAGUUACUGGCCACAAGGUUCCGUAGAGUGGGACUCCUGUUUGGCGAGGAGGCUGUAGUGGAAGUUGACAUUGGCCUGAAUAGAGGUGUUUUCACAGCUGACCGAUUCCCAUUGUUGAACUGUUUCAGGUGUGGGCACGAUGGAAACCAACUUCUCCAUCUCUCUGAAUCAAUCUCUUGAGACAUUUGCUUCCCCAGUGUUCACUGCUCUGCAAAUCACCUCACUGGUGGUUGAUGCGAUCACCUUUGUCCUCGGCAUCCUGGGCAAUGGGCUCGUGAUCUGGGUGGCUGGGUUCCGGAUGGCACGCACAGUCACCACCGUUUGUUACCUGAACCUGGCCUUAGCUGACUUCUCUUUCAUUGCCACUCUACCAUUCCUCAUGGUCUCAAUGGUCAUGAAAGAACAAUGGCCUUUUGGCUGGUUUCUGUGCAAGUUAAUUAACAUCAUAGUGGACAUUAACCUGUUCGGAAGCGUCUUCCUCAUCGCCUUCAUUGCUCUGGACCGCUGUAUUUGUGUCCUGCAUCCAGUCUGGGCCCAGAACCACCGCACUGUAAGCCUGGCUGCAAAAGUGAUCCUUGUACCCUGGAUUCUCGCACUAGUCCUUACCUCGCAAAUUUUCCUGUUCAUGUCUAUAGUGCGGGAUCAAAGAGGAAAUACAUACUGUACUUUCAAGUUUGCGUCAUGGGGUGACACCCCUGAAGAGAGGAUGAAGGUGCUCAUCACGGUGCUGACAGCCAGAGGGAUCAUCCGGUUUGUCAUUGGCUUCUCUAUGCCAAUGUCCAUUGUCGCCGUCUGCUAUGGGCUUAUUGCUGCCAAGAUCCGCAGAAAAGGCAUGAUUAAUUCCAGCCGUUCCUUGCGGGUCCUCACUGCUGUAGUGGCUUCCUUCUUUGUUUGUUGGUUCCCCUUUCAACUGAACGCCCUCCUGAGGACAGUUUGGCUCAGAGAGAUUUUGGAGGGUAAGUACAAAAUCCUCACUAUCCUGAUAUACCCAACACGCGCCCUGGCCUUCUUCAACAGCUGCCUCAACCCAAUGCUCUAUGUCUUCGUGGGCCAAGACUUCCGAAAGACCCUGAUCCGCUCCCUGCCUGCCAGUCUAGAGAGGGCCCUGACCGAGGACUCAGACCCGACCAGUGACACAACCACCAAAUCUGCUUCACUUCCUAAAGAGGCCUAG